CAGGCUGGGGAGAAAUGCCUACUGUCCACACAAAGACCGAAGCUUCUUGGGGAGAGCCGUCGUCCCCUUCUGCUGCAGUUGAUAAUGGCACUUCAGCGUGGGGGAAACCCCCCAGCAGUGGUACAGGGUGGGGAGAUAAUCCUGCCGAGUCGGCAGGGACAUACGGAAGAACAAAUGCUCCAGCUGCUGCCCCAGCACUGUGCAAACCAGCUUCAAAAUCUAUGCAAGAAGGCUGGGGCAGUGGUGGGGAUGAAGUGAAUCUCAGUACUAGUCAGUGGGAAGAUGAGGAAGGAGAUAUGUGGAAUAAUACUGCUUCACAAGAGAGCAGCUCCUCCUGUAAUUCCUGGGGGAAUGCCCCGAAGAAAGGACUUCAAAAGGGCAUGAAGACAUCUAGCAAGCAAGAUGAGGCCUGGAUCAUGAAUCGUCUGAUAAAACAGCUCACAGACAUGGGCUUCCCUAGAGAGCCAGCGGAAGAGGCCUUGAAGAGCAACAAUAUGAAUCUUGAUCAGGCCAUGAGUGCUCUGCUGGAAAAGAAGGUGGAAAUGGACAAGCGUGGAAUGGGAGUGACCGACUACAAUGGAAUGGUCACCAAACCCCUUGGCUGCCGCCCACCACCAAUCUCCAAAGAGUCUUCCAUGGACCGCCCCACCUUCCUUGACAAGGAUGGCGGCCUAGUGGAAGAGCCCACUACUUCACCAUUUUUGCCUUCACCAAGCCUGAAGCUCCCCCUUUCAAACAGUGCACUCCCUAAUCAGACCCUGGGCGGGAUUGCCUCAGGGCUGGGCAUGCAAAACUUGAAUUCUUCUAGACAGAUACCGAGUGGCAAUCUGGGUAUGUUUGGCAAUAGCGGAGCAGCACAAGCCAGGACCAUGCAACAGCCGCAGCAACCGCCAGUGCAACCUCUUAAUUCAUCCCAGCCUAGUCUUCGUGCUCAAGUGCCUCAGUUUCUAUCCCCUCAGGUUCAAGCACAGCUUUUGCAGUUUGCAGCAAAAAACAUUGGUCUCAGCCCUGCACAGUUAACCUCGCCAAUUAAUAAUCCUCAGCAUAUGACGAUGUUGAACCAGCUCUAUCAGCUGCAGCUGGCGUACCAACGUUUACAAAUCCAGCAGCAGAUGUUACAGGCUCAGCGUAAUGUUUCCGGACCCAUGAGACAACAGGAGCAGCAAGUUGCACGUACAAUCAAUAACAUGCAGCAGCAGAUCCAGCAGCACCAGCGCCAGCUGGCCCAGGCCCUGCUUAUGAAGCAGCAGCCUCCCCCUCCACAUCUAUCUUUGCACCCCUCUGCAGGCAAAUCAGCCAUGGAUAGCUUUUCACCCCAUCCCCAGGCUCCCGGCCUACCUGACCUGCAGACCAAAGAGCAACAGUCUUCACCGAACACCUUUGCUCCUUACCCUCUUGCUGGACUGAACCCGAACAUGAAUGUAAAUAACAUGGACAUUACCGGUGGUUUGUCAGUGAAGGACACUUCUCAGUCCCAGUCUCGCCUUCCUCAGUGGACACACCCCAACUCAAUGGAUAAUCUGUCUAGUGCUGCUUCUUCGCUUGACCAGAACUCCAGCAAGCACGGUGCUAUACCUGGAGGUUUAAGUAUUGGUCCUCCGGGAAAGUCCUCCAUUGAUGACUCUUAUGGCCGGUAUGAUCUGAUUCAAAACAGUGAAUCGCCCGCCAGUCCGCCCGUAGCUGUUCCUCACAGCUGGUCACGUGCCAAAACCGAUAGUGAUAAAAUUUCCAAUGGCUCCAGCAUAAACUGGCCACCAGAGUUUCAUCCAGGAGUGCCGUGGAAAGGACUGCAGAAUAUCGAUCCUGAAAAUGACCCCGAUGUGACUCCUGGAAGUGUUCCAACUGGGCCGACCAUAAACACCACGAUACAGGAUGUGAAUCGCUAUCUUCUCAAGAGUGGAGGGUCAUCCCCAACAUCAUCUCAGAAUGCCACGCUGCCUUCAUCGAGUGCCUGGCCGCUUAGUGCCUCCGGCUACAGUAGCUCUUUCAGCAGCAUUGCAUCCGCACCUAGCAUUGCAGGUAAAUUGUCAGACAUCAAGUCUACAUGGUCCUCUGGCCCAAUCUCUCACACACAAGCCUCUCUAUCCCAUGAACUAUGGAAGGUACCCAGAAACACUACUGCUCCUACGAGACCACCUCCAGGCUUAACAAACACCAAGCCAUCAUCUACGUGGGGUGCCAGUCCCCUGGGUUGGACCAGCUCUUACUCCUCUGGUUCUGCAUGGAGUACUGACAGCUCAGGGAGAACAAGCAGCUGGCUGGUUCUUCGAAACCUCACGCCCCAGAUUGAUGGUUCCACACUGCGGACACUGUGUUUGCAACAUGGCCCUCUAAUAACAUUCCACUUGAACCUGACGCAAGGGAAUGCUGUGGUCCGAUACAGCUCCAAGGAAGAAGCAGCCAAGGCCCAAAAGUCUCUGCAUAUGUGUGUCCUGGGAAACACUACCAUCCUGGCCGAGUUUGCUGGUGAAGAAGAAGUCAACCGUUUCUUAGCCCAAGGCCAGCCGCUGCCGCCCACCUCCAGCUGGCAGUCCAACACUGGAACCAACCAGACCCGCCUGGGCUCCUCGAGCAGCUCUCACGCCUUGGUGCGCAGCGACGCCGGGCACUGGAACACUCCCUGCCUGGGGGGCAAGGGGAGCAGUGACCUGCUGUGGGGUGGGGUGCCCCAGUACUCCAGCAGCCUUUGGGGACCCCCGAGCACCGACGACGGCAGAGUUAUCGGAAGCCCGACACCUUUGAAUACUCUUCUUCCGGGUGAUCUUCUCAGUGGGGAGUCCAUCUAGGAAACAAGAGAAAUAAAAUGGAAAUAACAAUCAUCAGCACUAAAGGAAAAAUAAGAAUUGUAACCCUUUCCAGUCCCGGGCUUGAUGAAGAAUCCAGCUUUAACAGAUCAGACUGGCAGCCCUUUUUAGUACCUCUGUCCAAUAUCGAAUAUGAAACUGCAGAAGUCCUUGUGAACUGUUCAUGAAACAGUAUGGGCUACUUUUGGUCAGUGUCACAUGCUAAUGACAGGUUUUAUUUUUUUCAUGGCUUUUUGUUUUAUGUUGUCUUUUUAUGUUUGUAUGGUGAUUUUAAAAACAAAGUGUAAAAGCUGCUUAGAAUAGGUCUAUCAUGAAGGGCACUUUUCAGAAUUUGGGCUGGAAAGGGUUAUUUUAUCAACUGGGGGGGG
Messenger RNA from Balearica regulorum gibbericeps (East African grey crowned-crane), 3172 nucleotides. Lineage: Eukaryota; Metazoa; Chordata; Aves; Gruiformes; Gruidae. The record is from RefSeq and is a predicted model, not a curated record.